AUUCUAUUGGCUCUUUGAUUCCGAAUUUCCUCUUCGUACAGUAUCACUGGUGAAUGGCUAAUCUCGUCGAAGGUUAUAAGCAAGCUGAAGGAUGGUUCAGUAUCAGCUGCAGAGUUAUGUGAGAAAUGCAUUGCUAGAGCAAAGAAAAUAAAAGAGCUGAACUUCAUAGUGACAGAAAACUUUGACCAGUGCAGGAAAGAGUCUGUGCAAUCGGCCAGACUGUGGUCUGAAUAUGUUACAGGACGUCAUCAAGAAUGGCGAAAGUUUGGUGGAAUUCCAUUUGCAAUUAAGGACAACUUCUGUACAAAGGAUAUUAGGACAACUUGUGCCUCCAAAAUGCUCAGUAAUUUUGUACCUCCAUACACUGCCACUGUGGUUCAAAGGUUACAGGAUGAGGGAGCUGUUAUUAUUGGCAAAACUAACAUGGAUGAAUUUGCUAUGGGAUCAGGAAGCACAGACAGUAUAUUUGGACCAGUAAGAAAUCCCUGGAACUACAAUUUUUGUCAGUUACAACACACAGGAGGUUCUGAGGAACAGGGAGGGUCAGCUGACUGGCACAUCGCCGGGGGGAGCUCAGGGGGCAGUGCUGUAGCCAUAGCAACUGGAACAUGUUUUGGGGCCUUUGGUUCCGAUACAGGGGGCUCCACCAGGAAUCCUGCAGCAUACUGCGGAGUGGUAGGUUUCAAGGCAACUUACGGACGCCUGUCCAGACACGGCCUGAUUCCACUGGUUAACUCCCUUGAUGUACCGGGAAUACUGACCAGAAGUGUGGAUGAUGCAAGUCUCAUAUUCAAUGCUGUAGCAGGCCAUGAUGUAAGAGAUGCCACAUCAGUAACAGAUCCAUUGGAAAAAUUUACACUGCCUGAUGACAUUAGUGUUAAAGACCUUCAUAUAGGUAUCCCAAAGGAGUAUCAUGCUCCUGGUUUAUCACUGUGUGUUUUGGAUGCCUGGCGUCGUGCGGCUGAUAUGUUUGAGAAUGCCGGAGCCAAAGUGACGCAGGUCUCCCUCCCCCAUACCCAGUACUCCAUUAUCUGUUACGGUGUGCUGUGUUGUGCUGAAGUCGCAUCCAACAUGUCACGAUACGACGGAAUAGAAUACGGUCACAGAGCAAACGUUCAGGAUUCUACAGAAGAGUUGUAUGCAGUCACCAGACACGAGGGCUUCAACAAUGUUGUCAGAGGACGGAUUCUAGCCGGCAACUUCUUCUUACUGAGGAGGAACUAUGAUGAUUACUUCAUAAAAGCCCAGAAGGUGAGGAGACUGAUAGCUGAGGACUUUAGGAAGGUGUUUGAGGGAGGGGUGGACAUACUCCUGACUCCUACGACCCUCACUGAGGCCCCGACAUAUUCCUGGUUCACUAAGGAAGACAAUCGGACCAGGGCAGAGGAACAAGAUGUCUUCACCCAGCCCAUCAAUAUGGCAGGAGUUCCGGCCAUCACUGUCCCAGCCUCACUUUCACCGUCAGGACUUCCUAUUGGUCUUCAGUUUGUAGGACCAAACUUUCACGACCGACAAGUAUUGACUGUGGCCAAGUGGUUUGAACAACAAACAAACUUUAAACAACUAGAUUUAAAUUACCUGAUUGAUAACUCCUGAUGAAAAUAAAUUGAUAUUACUACA
This is a messenger RNA of Ostrea edulis (European flat oyster), 1620 nucleotides long. RefSeq names its product glutamyl-tRNA(Gln) amidotransferase subunit A, mitochondrial-like. The transcript is spliced from 10 exons. Gene Ontology annotation, molecular function: glutaminyl-tRNA synthase (glutamine-hydrolyzing) activity. The record is from RefSeq and is a predicted model, not a curated record. Gene Ontology annotation, biological process: glutaminyl-tRNAGln biosynthesis via transamidation; mitochondrial translation. Lineage: Eukaryota; Metazoa; Mollusca; Bivalvia; Ostreida; Ostreidae. Gene Ontology annotation, cellular component: glutamyl-tRNA(Gln) amidotransferase complex; mitochondrion. The coding region runs from base 337 to 1596 and encodes 419 amino acids.